Messenger RNA from Formica exsecta, 1978 nucleotides. RefSeq lists its product as uncharacterized. The record is from RefSeq and is a predicted model, not a curated record. Gene Ontology annotation, cellular component: membrane. Gene Ontology annotation, biological process: septate junction assembly. NCBI's taxonomy places the organism in Eukaryota, Metazoa, Arthropoda, Insecta, Hymenoptera, Formicidae. The transcript has 4 exons. The coding region runs from base 786 to 1289 and encodes 167 amino acids.
AAUGUCGCAUAUACCGUACGUUCUGCGUUUCAGUUCGAGCUGCGCCGCUGCAUCGUGCGGCACGGUUUUCCCUUGAUACGAGGGACUCGUUAACGUUAACGUCGCGUCGCGUGAAUAAGGGAGGGAACAAGCGGAGGGAAAGUGUAUCGCGGAACACCCUGUUCUACUUUCUCAAAAGUGAAGAUAAAAUAGGCAGAAUAUUUUAUAAUAUACGAGACAUUUAUUCUUCGGAGCGUUGUGUCGAAGUGAGUACUCCGUUAUUCGCUCGCGACGCGUGUGUACACACGUGGACGCGUGUCAGGUGACUCAAUGGACGGAGUAGUUGUUAGUCGGCGUAUUACUUGAGGCCUAUUUAAGGUAUAACGAGUUUCAGUCGUAGCAACUCACGUGUACGCAACUCGUGACAUAACCGCGUACAUUCAUUCUUGAAAAAAAAAAUUACGUCUUAAAAGACAGAGCGUGAAUUUAUUCUGUGAAUGCAUACUUCAUGUUUUGAAUUUAUAUCUCACUUGGAAAGAAAAAUGUAUGACGUUCUUGUGUAAUAAAUUUUACUGAUGAACAAUCGCAAUACUUGUGAAUAGGAAGAGUCAAAUAAAAAAAAAAUUGAAGAAAAAAAUAUAUUUCACCAGUGAAAUAAUUUCGUUUUACAGUCUUGUGUUCGCACCACGGUCGCCAAGACUGCAGAGAGGGUUGUGCGCGCGAUAAAGAAAGAAUCGAUCGCCAUUGAAUCCCAUUGAAAAUCUUUCAAACUGGGCGACAGAAAGGGAAAGCAUCGAAGAGUGAGAAUGGCGGACGAAGAUCAGCAAAGUCAACGGCCGGCCCCCAGAAACAAAAUCCUGAGUCACCUGCCGACCGCCAUCAAAAUAAUUGAACUGAUACUGGCCAUUUUUGCGAUCGGUCUGGCGGUCGAUCCGAUGAACUCGUUCCAGCAAAUGUUCAACAGGCCGCGAUUCAAGCUCGACGAUGCCGCCACUAUUUACGUUACAGUCGCCGGCUAUAUCCUCAUCAAUGGGCUCUUCGUCAUCAGCCACAUGCUAGGCGAUCGCGUGCCAAAAAGAACGCUGAUAAUAUUCGCGUUCGUGGGCGCGAUUAUGCACCUGGUAGCCGGAAGCCUCAUGGUCCACAAUUGGCGUCAUAUGAACGGUUCUUCUCAUCAUUACGUGUACAACAACGAGAUCUAUGCUAGCAAGCAAUACGUGGACAUGCUUAUAUCCGCAGCCGUAUUUACGUUCGUAAAUGCGGUCGUAUUUGUCGUUGAAAUUAUCGCCAUAAUAAAAUGGUCAUCGUGAAUAUCAUGCGUAGAAGAUCCGACAAUCCAAAGGAGUUGAAGGACUCGCCAAAGUUACGAAUAAUUCGCUUCGAAGAAAGAAACAACAGAUCUUAAAUUUCCUUUUUUAAAGUUUAUUAUGAUUAACUGCACCAGUUUUUCGAAAUUUUGAGGAAGAAAUGCUAAAUCAAUGUAAUUUGAAUAUUGAGUAGGAAAAGUCCCUCAAAGAGAUUUAAUUAACAAAUUCAAACCAAAAAAAUAUUGCGUAUUAUCACAAUUUUAACGCAUAUUAUCUGCUUCGAAGAAAAAUGAUAAUUUUUUUUUUUUAAUAUUGACUUUGUAAAUUGAUCGACGAGCAAGAUUGUAUUUUAAAAAUGUAAUAAUAGUAUUAUAUAUCGUCACCAUAGUGUAGUAUAUAAGCAACAUCGUGUAUAUCGUUAUCGUUAGAAAAAUUAGUAAUAAUAUAAUAGAUUCGUAGAGAUAUAAUUAUGUAAGACAAGACUAAACGCGAAAUAGCAACGACUGCGUGUAAAAUCGCAAUUCGAAAAAAUUUAUUACCAUUCGAGCAAAGUAUUUAUUCGCGUGUGAAUCCGUCCAGUAAGUUUUGUAUUCAAAGAGCAUUUAUUUCUACAAAUUAUAUAUUUAAUAAACAAAUGUUAAAAAGCUUUUCUCUCUUGUAAGCAAAAUAAAAAAGAUAUUUCUUCUCACCCA